AUGAACGCCAGCAGGAGGACGGCAAUGGCUCUUCCAGCACAGCAACAGCACAGCAGGCGGCUGCUCGCCUCCUGGCGUGAAGACAAUAUCAAGAUCAAGCGGCACAGCUCAGCCCCACCGCCCAAGGUUCGCAGCACCACGACCUCAGCACAGGCGUCGUCGACCGCAACCGCCGCUUCUUCUUCUUCCGCCGAAACGUACGACCAGCUUAGCUUCCCGAUGCCUACCUUCUCCAAGGCCCUCAAGGUGAUGGAGAACGAAAGCUACACCCUCAGAUCGCAGGCGACAGGCCGCCGCUGGAGGGCGGUCAGCUCCUCCAGGGAAUGCCAGUUCGGAGAGGUGUUGCGUGCUGUUGAGGUUACAGACGAAGAAGCCGCGGCAUCAUCGCCAGCGUACUUCGCCAUCAAGGAGCUCAACUUGGACAAGCUGCGAGAGGUGCAGGGCAGGACAUACGAGGAUCCGCUGCGGGAAGUGGCCGCUUUGCAGUUCCUGUCGAGCCACCCGAACGUCCUUCCUUGCACCGAGGCACUCUGGGAUUCGGACAGCAUCUACAUCGUCACGCCGUUCUACAGCGGGGGCGAGGUUUUCGACGCGCUGACGGACCGGGGUCGGUAUGAGGAGGGCGAGGCGCGACCGCUGUUCCGCCAGGUGUUGCACGCGCUUCGCCACCUCAAGAUCCACGGGGUCUGCCACCGGGACGUGAGCCUUGAAAACCUGCUGCUGGACGAAGGGAACACCGUGAAGCUUGUCGACUUCGGGCUGGCUUUGCGCAUUCCUCAGAAGCCUGACGGCGGGGCCAGGGUUCUCCUUCCCCAGGGCCCCUGCGGCAAGCCGUUCUACAUCGCCCCGGAGGUCUUGUCGAGCUCGGUCUCGAGCGGAUUCGACGGGUUCGCCGUGGACGUGUGGGCGUGCGGCGUCCUGCUCUUCGUCAUGCUGACAGGAGUUCCGCCGUUCGAGAUGGCUCUUCCAUCCCAGGAUCAGCGGUGUCAGAUCGUGGCCGUCGAAGAGAGACUCGUGGACCUUCUGUCGGCGUGGGGGAUCUCCUUGUCACCGGAGGCUGCGGGUUUGAUCCAGUCCUGCCUGCGCCAUUCCCCCGCGGAACGGCCCAGCGUCGAGAAUCUCCUUCGUCACCCCUGGAUGAAGGCUUCGUCGUGAUGAUAUCCACCUGACUUUACUGAUGAUGGUCGGCCAGGCUUGAUACUGCUGUGUAUGUCCGAGUAACCCCUUUACCCGAUCACUCCCGCCUCCUUCUUGUACGAAAACGCCUCCUCCAUGGUCGGAAAAGAAGGAAGUGAAAAAUGUGCGUCUUAGCUUGGUCUUAAGAGGGGGGGUGUGCGCGUGUUUUUUUUUGGUGUGGCUGCGGUUGCGGUUGUUGCUUCUGGGAAAGGCUGGUGCGCAGAGCAUAAACGUUUCUGCUGUUGGUUGGUUUAGGGCACGCGGGGUGGCAGGGUGCGGAGUGUAAGCGAAGCACAACAUACGGUCAAAAUGAAGCCAUGGCAGGAUAGAAGUAUGCAGGAUGGUUGUUGUGUUGAUAGGGGGGAGGUACCGCCCAUUUUAUUGCGAGUCGCGGUGUAGUACGCGCGUUUUGUUUCUCGUGCGCGGAUGGAUUUGCCGCUCUUUCAGGCGCACGGUCCACUAUUAGUGGUGGGUUUACACGGAUUUUUUUUUAUAUUUUACGCGGUUUUCGUAUUUGUGUUUUCUCAACAAAAAAAAGUGGGGGUUGUGUGUCGCAUUGUGCUGUGGAGGAUUCUUGCUAGACUUUUGAAGGACUCUGUGCGUGUUGUGAAGGAUUUUUUGUUUUUUCGUUUGUUUCGUGGAGUAAAUUUGCGUGGGUUUCGAGGGUGUUGCGUGGUUUGACUGUCUUGGGGGAGAGCAACCGGACAAGUAUACAAGGCCGAAGCGAAAGUAGGUUG
Molecule: messenger RNA, 1913 nt
Organism: Ectocarpus siliculosus
Lineage: Eukaryota; Phaeophyceae; Ectocarpales; Ectocarpaceae
Source: the annotation of a GenBank genome assembly